AUGUCAAUUUCUAGAUAUUUUAUAGCAAUUGUGUUGGUAUUUAUUGUGGGCUUGGCGCUUUUAUUUGCGUAUUUUCCCAGUCCCUUAAAACUUGUGCAGCAGCAAGACCAACUCCGGGCGAAUGUAAAUUCCGGUAAGACUUUCAACUACGAGUCUGCAACACAGGACAACCCUACUGUGAGUAGCGGUAAUAUCCCCGAACCGAAUAGCCCAUUAAAAGACGCUACAGUGAACGAAAAUGUAAAGAGUUUGAAAGCUAAAAACAGAACAACGAAUUCCAAAGAAACUUUAGAAGCAGAGUUAGAUAAGGGUGACUUUCAAAAGUCAGCGACAACAAAAACUACAAAUAACAUCAAAAAUCCUGAGAACGAAAUACAUGUAACAAAAGGCAGAGUUGAAAAAAAUGAAACGUUGGGUGCACUGAAAGCUACAAAUGAUACAUUUAGAGUCAAUAUGGCUGAAAUGUCGAAAUUCGCGAAUGGCACUAAAAGUUUGAAGAAAGAAAGAAACGCAACAAGACUAGUGAACAACGUCAAAAAAAACCAAGUCAAUUUAAAAGCGCAUAUUCAAGCUAAGAUGAGACAGCUCCAUUUACGACAUCCACCAUUGAAUUCAAAUCACUCUCAAUAUCAUGCUGAUUUUUUAAAUAACCAUCGCCAUCCAUAUCACGAACAACAUCAAAAGCACGAACUUCGUCAUUUCACUCAUCAUGUGCAUCGUCCAUCUCGCCACCAGUUCAACCAUCACUUCUUUUUGAAUCAAUUUAUUUAUGUGCUGAAAGGCGUCCGAUUUUGUGUCUUUCAAUAUGUCAAAAAGAAAUGCUCACUGCAUGUUUUGUACCAGAGUAUGAAUUUUGAGCCUGUUACGAUAUUUAUCGCAGACGCCCAGAACCUCAUUGUACACGAAAACAAACUACAUAGAAGUGGAAGUUAUCACAACAUACCAAAGACCAGUGGCUCGUUUAAAGUAUGUAUAGAAAACUACAGUUGGGGACCGAAGAAAAUAUUUUUGUCCAUUCGGGUUGAAAAUCACUGGAACAGUCUUGUUAUGAAUAUGUCUCAUUAUCAUGGAUACACAACUCUGGGGCGAAUAAGGAAUUUGGAGUUAGAAGUUCGUACUAUGGUCACGCAGUUGAGUCAGAAAAGAGCAGCUGCUGCAACUGACCUUAUUCUUUCAGAGGACAAAAUAGAAUUCAGUAUAUGGAUGACAUGGGUGGUGUUGAUUGUGUCGUUGAUGACAUAUAUCUUGGAAGUUAUAGAAAUUCAUCGAAUAUUCAGAAUCGCUGAGGCAACAAGAACUUUCUCUAUGGAUCAAAUUGGGAGAAGAAGAUUGUUGACCAGUAAAUAAUGUGUAUAUACUAUGAUUUUGCAACUUAUAUCGAGCUUUUAUAGUCCAUUCUGAUUCUAAGUUUUGUACACAUUCAGAGUCCCGGUGAUGUAUUCUCAUAUCGUUGUCAAACGAUAGCUAGAUUGUGCUAUAUACUUUGACUUAUACCAGCUUAUUUAAAAAUGAACACCAGUCGCUUUGUGAUGUAAGUUUAUCAUUGCGACUUGUCGUCAAUAUCAUUGGUUUAUACAUAAUGGCAUUUACAUAAUGAGAAUUCAAUAGAAUUGUUUGCAUUCAAAGGAAGUCUUCAUAUGUACCCUGAUAUAGAGGCUUAUGGGGAAAUGUACGUGUUGUUGGAAAGGCCUAUUUACUCUUGGAACGCUGAGUUUAGUUAAAUACCGGUAUAUAUAUAUUGCAAGGUAAACCGAUACUGAUUACUGUAUAACUAACUUUGCACACGAACACUGUACUUGGAACAUCCGAGCCUUCAUACUUUUGUACUCACAUACAAAUGCACCAAUCGACGUUUACAGUUAUG
Styela clava is the source of this 1864-nucleotide messenger RNA. The record is from RefSeq and is a predicted model, not a curated record. NCBI's taxonomy places the organism in Eukaryota, Metazoa, Chordata, Ascidiacea, Stolidobranchia, Styelidae.